UACAAUUCUACCAACAAUUCUGCGCAAGCCAACAGAAUUUCGGUAUUGCCGAGCGAAAAACGCAACAUAAUGUGACAGUCGGACACUCGCAGCAGCCUGCGCCUGGCGGCAAUGAGACCGCCGCCGUCGUCGCGAGUGCGACACGCGUGAUAAAUCCAUGUCAAUUCAGUACAUUCAAGUCAACUACUACGCCGGGUAAUAGGGCGGCGCCCCCGCCACCGCCAGAUCUGGCGGCCUCUCUAGACCUGACCGGUCUCAAUCUGGGACGUAGUCGCGAAUUAGGCUCCAAUCGCAUCGCGGAGAUCAAUUCCGCGACUACGUCACGCGACUAUUAUCAGCCGACAAUGAGUAGAACGCGUGAGAGGAGCCCAAACACGGCGUCCCGUCAACUCGAUAAACAGAGCUAUUUUUUUCAUGGGCAUAAAACUGAGAAAGACGUAGAUCGCAAGGUCGUGAUGUUUGAGGAUCUAGGAACUAAAGGUACGAAUUACGCUCGACUAGCGGAUGACGCGGAUGAAACCGCGGCAAUGUCGGGCUCGAUAAAUUGCUUCGGUGGCCUGGACAAAGAGAGAAGCUACGCUGAUUACGACGGCGACAAGAAGCACAGGUGUCUCGCAACCAACAGCGUCCGACAUUUUACCGUGACUCACGAGACGCGUGACUCAGAAAGCGUGGAAUUCCUCGAAAAGGAGGGUGAGAUCUUUAAGAAGAGCAGUAACGAGUUGUUGCAGGAAACUUUCGCCAGCAAAUGCAGAAACUUCUCUUUCCGCAGCAAGGAAAAACCGCACAAGAGCUUGGAGUCGCUCGAGAGAAGCAUCAAUGUACCAGCUGUAGAUUGUAAGAGUCUAGAUUUUCCACCGAAAGAGCAAUCGAAGAACUUUUUCCACAAUAAACAGAGGAGUCUCGAUUCGACCAAGAAGUCCGUCGAUUCCUCGACGGCGAAUAAGACACGCAAGCGACCCAGCUUCUUCCAACGAGUUGGCAGAAGCUUGCAUUUUUUACCCAGGGAGCGCGAGAAGCGCCAAGAGGACACAUCGAAGCGAGAGGGACUCGCAAUUAACGGUCAGUAUCCUCAAACCGAUCAGGAAAAGUGCGAGUAUUUUUUACAGAGGCAUCAAAAAAACGUUGAUUUUUUUGAACGUUCGUCAAACUCGCCAGCCAAUCGUGCUCCCGUCCAAUCCAAUCUCGGUUCUCUCAACGAGGUAGAUUUCGCUGUUGUACAAAAUUCCUCUAGUCGUCUCAGAGAUGCGCGGCUCGAGGGAAGUACGUUUCGCGCGAAACGAGACUCGAAUAAGUCUACGAAUGCGGAUACCAUGGAGGAUAAUAUAAAGCAGAAUAAUUGGGAUGCGAGUAAAUCGUUGAUGCAAACCGACCUUUCGAAUAUCGAAUUGACUGUCACGGUGAUGCAAUCGAGGCUUCCCCUGAUCGAGGGCCCCAUUGCGAGUGUCACCACGCAAGAUACCGUCAGCGGUAACAAGGACAGCUUGGACAUCGGAUACUCCAUCAGCGAGCUUGGUAGAAUUUAUUUGCAUACUAUACAGAACAUUGAUCACCCGGAGGGUCUGCUGUCUCUGGAAAACGCCGCCGACACGACGGAAAAACGGAAACGCUACAUAGAAUGGCUGCAAACGAAAAACGAUCAAGAUAUUCUGAGUCACGGUACCAACUCCUGCGAUUCUCUGACUCACGGUAAACCGCAGGGUAACUUGGACAUUCUUAUAAAUAUCCUCCUCGACAUUUUCGUCUGGAUUUGCAUUUGAGAGCAGUUGUAAGGCCUCUCUUUCUCUGGGAAAUUUUGAAAUACAGACCUCUUAUAUCACGUACCGAGCGAUCUCCGUUUAUAUAUUCUCGUAUGGAAAAAUUACAAGACCAAGAUUUCGAUGGUUGGUCGGAUUUGCUCCGGAGAAAUCGAAUAUUUUCUACGAACAAAUAUAGAAUGAGCGUGAUUUUUAUACUGAAUAUUUUUGCGCAUUUCACA
Molecule: messenger RNA, 1978 nt
Organism: Camponotus floridanus (Florida carpenter ant)
Lineage: Eukaryota; Metazoa; Arthropoda; Insecta; Hymenoptera; Formicidae
Exons: 1
Coding region: 345-1760 (471 amino acids)
Source: RefSeq, a predicted model, not a curated record